AUGUCAGGUGUGGGGUUCGCGACGGUGGUGGAUAGGGGAGCCCAGGCUCUCACGAAUAGAUAUAUCACCUUUAGGUUGGAAAUGGGUGUGCUGAAACCUGUUAGAGUUAGGAACCCCCGGACAACAACAACAACUGGAAAUUCUAUAGGGAGAAGCUCGCUUGGCGCUCGCGAGGCCGCCGACCUCGUCAGCUCCGCGAUGAUACGGGCUUUCCAGAAUAGUUGCCCGGAUAGAGCGGGGAGGACUCCUCAGUAUAGCUCUUCCCUGGAGCGACUCAGGAGGAGGGUGCUCAGCACAACGAAAAGCAGCAGCCUAGGUACUGACUGGGAUCUCUAUAGGGAGGUCCAUAGACAAUACAAAAUAGAACUACGGGCAUCACAGAGGAGGGCCUGGAGGGGCUACUGGGAAGAAGUAAUGAACACCCCGGACGCGGCUAGGCUCCUUAGGGUACUCAGAAGUGACACGGCGGGAACACUGAGAGUGGUUCGCAGGAUUGGCGGUGGCUAUACAGCGGGACCAGCGGACAUACGACAACAGUUGCUCACUACUUCCCAGGGUCCGCCGAACAGGACACAGUGGGGAAUGCUGAAGCCGGGGGUCGUCCUAGAAGCGAUUACGCCACAAGGAGGGGUGGAUACGUGCCGGAGCUGUGGAGACAGCAGGGUAGUAUUCAUCUCCAAGGCAGGAAAGAACAACUACACGGACCCGAAGUCAUACAGGCCCGUUUGCCUCACCGGUUUCAUUAUGAAAACUAUGGAGAGACUUGUGGAUCGGUGUCUGAAGGACUGGGUGGAGCUGGAAGCCCUAUUAAAGCCAACCCAGCAUGCGUUGGAGGGGGAUCUGGGCUCGGGAGGGCUGUCGGUGUGCGUGUUCGCGGACAUCGAAAGGGCCUUCAAUAAUACGGGCCUGUACCCGAUCUGCAGGGCGGUGGAGCGUACUCAAGUGGGGAUGGUCAUUGUAAACUGGAUCCACUACAUGCUAACCGACCAGAGGCUGGGUGGGGAGCAGAUCUCCAUCGGCUUAUCACGGGGCUGUCCACAGGGAGGGGUCUUGUCCCCCUUCCUGUAG
Molecule: messenger RNA, 1068 nt
Organism: Cylas formicarius (sweet potato weevil)
Lineage: Eukaryota; Metazoa; Arthropoda; Insecta; Coleoptera; Brentidae
Exons: 4
Coding region: 1-1068 (355 amino acids)
Source: RefSeq, a predicted model, not a curated record